This is a messenger RNA of Lactuca virosa, 692 nucleotides long. The record is from the annotation of a GenBank genome assembly. NCBI's taxonomy places the organism in Eukaryota, Viridiplantae, Streptophyta, Magnoliopsida, Asterales, Asteraceae.
UAUCUCCUUUAAUUUUUUGAAAAAAAAUAACAAUUUCCAUAAUCGACUGAUAUCAUUAAACACAGAGAUAUCUUUCUGAUUUCACAUGGUUUGUUCCCGAUUAAUCCCACAAACAUGUUUUUUGAUUUACUUCAUACAUCUUCGUCUCUUCCAGCGCUAGCCUCGACAUUCACACAUCUGGGCAGCCCUCAUCGUAUACAAUCGAAGCCCUUCCCCUCUUUUCCGACUAUCUCACCUACGAAGCAAGGCAUCUUCAGGUCGGCCCGACGAGACGAGGCUGGAAGCCCCCUGUCUCCACUCCACCAUAGGAAGGUACACUUAAAAGAUGUUUUAGGAAAAUAGCAAAAGACUAGAAGCCCAAUCCAAAAGACUCCCGACCAGACACAAACAGGACUCAACAUCCACACAUGUUAUAUCCCUUCAUAAACUCAAUAAAUUAAGCAACUGUUGUUUGCUGUCAUGGACAGGGACAAAAUCGUCCAACAAGGGGUUGAGGGCGGUGAUGUGUGGGAGGUUGUUGUUUCUCUAGUACCACAAGUUGAAGGCGCAGCUGCACCCGGGUGGGAACGAGACAAGAUUGUUCUUAUGUGUUGAACUUUAAUUUUUUUUCUUGUUUAAAACAAAUUAUGCUAAGACUAGUUUUAUGAUAUGAGUAUUUUUAAUAUUUUGGAAUGUUCAAAAUUUCAGAUGGU